CUCAAUCAAGUGGUCUAUUCUUUAUAAAUCACACAAUCUGUGACAAUUCCAAAGCAAAGAUUAUACAAAUUGUAAGAAUUAGGAGGAAUAAUGUCGCAUAGGUCUUCAUUGAAAAGGCCGUCCUCGGUCAGUACGAUUAGUGAUCCAGAAAAGGCUUCGGAAAAGUCAUCCGAGGAUGAAUAUGAACCAGGAAUCGAGGCCAAACCGGCCGCGGACGUCACCAUCUACAACGCGUACAAUAUGGGACCGGCCUUUGGGAAGAAGUUCCCACUGCCGUAUAUUCGUUUAAUGGUUUCCAAAGUGAUGCAGGAAAAGUUGACAAAUAAGACUUACAAUCCAACGGAUGCCCGCAAGUUGGCCCGCGAUGUGGCCGACGAAAUUAAUUUGAGAAUGAAGGGAGAGGGAUACUGUCCAAGGUACAAGCAUGUGGUGAAUGUGAUGCUUUACCAGCAGACUGGAGCAGGAUGCUUUUACGGAGCACGAGCCAUCUGGGAUUACCUCGCGGAUGACUAUUUGAACUAUACCUUUGAUGGUGGCAGUUUUGUUUGCAUUGCAACUGUUUUUGGCUGCUACCAGUACUGAGUUAAUGCACAUUUAUUAAAUCAAUAAAAUUAUAAAGUAUUCUCUUACUUAAUAAAUGUA
Drosophila ananassae is the source of this 642-nucleotide messenger RNA. RefSeq names its product dynein light chain Tctex-type protein 2B. Gene Ontology annotation, cellular component: cytoplasmic dynein complex; cytoplasm. The transcript has a single exon. NCBI's taxonomy places the organism in Eukaryota, Metazoa, Arthropoda, Insecta, Diptera, Drosophilidae. Bases 91 to 582 code for a protein of 163 amino acids. Gene Ontology annotation, molecular function: dynein intermediate chain binding. The record is from RefSeq and is a predicted model, not a curated record. Gene Ontology annotation, biological process: microtubule-based movement.